GCUGUGCAAGAUGUGCUUCGCGACCAGCUGCUGCCCCUGUGCCGGCCAAGUCCCAGGGAAGACGACCACUACCUGUCUGUGGAAGACAUCGCACGCACAACCAAGUUUUUUGCAUCAACCUUCCUGCAGCACUACAGGCUGUACAGCUUUGCCUUUGGCCAGAGCCAGAGGCAUACGCAGCUGAAAGCCAGCCUGGAGUUGGAGACCCCACUCAUCCAGAGCUUCGAUGAGGCCAUGAACGAGGGUGAGUGGCAGGCCUACAACGAUGCAGAGGCGGCAGCCAUCGAAGCGCGGGAGAAGGCUGCACGGGAGGAGGUCAGGGCACGCCAGGAGGCAGAGCGGGCAAAAAGGGAGCAGAGCGAGAAAGAAGAGGCUGAAAGGAAGAGGCAAGAGGAAUUGAAGAAGAAACCUCAGACGCUGGAGGAAGCCAUUGACCAUGUUGUCCUUGUGCGCUUGGAAGACGAAAAAACGAAGCUCUCGAAGGAAUAUGCUGACCGGGAGGCUGCCUUGUUGGAGAAAAUCAAGGACCUUGAGGACAAGAAGGCCGGGGCAUGA
Ostreobium quekettii is the source of this 555-nucleotide messenger RNA. NCBI's taxonomy places the organism in Eukaryota, Viridiplantae, Chlorophyta, Ulvophyceae, Bryopsidales, Ostreobiaceae. The record is from the annotation of a GenBank genome assembly.